UCCUCACGCUGAUGGUACUACGAAAAAGGAAAUGCUGGCGGGAUGAGGUCGACAUACCAGGGAGUGCUCACGGUUGCUGAGCCUCUGGUCGUGUAGGAGCGGAAUGAUGACCUCGGCUGGAUGCGCCCGCGUUGCAUUGGGCUGUGUUGCGCUGAGCUCUGCUCCUCUCUGCUUGGGGUUGUGGUGGCUGCGCUUUCCUGUUGCCCAUGAAGGAAGUCGCAAGGCAAGCGGGCGCGCGGUACCCCAAACACACACCCUUCUGCGACCAUUUCACCUAUCCUCGCUGUCCCCAGGUCCCCAGUUAUCGACUUGUCCUCUCCAAAUCCGAACGUUCCAUUUUCUUCGAAAACACACUUGCUAACCUGUGAAACAGAUAAUUGUAAGGCACUCCUCCCCGUCCCUUUGCACCCAUCCCCAUCAACACGCC
Messenger RNA from Aplosporella prunicola CBS 121167, 427 nucleotides. RefSeq lists its product as uncharacterized. The record is from RefSeq and is a predicted model, not a curated record. The transcript has 3 exons. Lineage: Eukaryota; Fungi; Ascomycota; Dothideomycetes; Botryosphaeriales; Aplosporellaceae. The coding region runs from base 104 to 361 and encodes 85 amino acids.